Molecule: messenger RNA, 2727 nt
Organism: Cololabis saira (Pacific saury)
Lineage: Eukaryota; Metazoa; Chordata; Actinopteri; Beloniformes; Belonidae
Gene: crym
Product: crystallin, mu
Exons: 8
Coding region: 65-1012 (315 amino acids)
Biological process (GO): thyroid hormone metabolic process
Cellular component (GO): cytoplasm
Molecular function (GO): thyroid hormone binding
Source: RefSeq, a predicted model, not a curated record
CAAAGCUUGGACUGUGGACUCAUUCUUUGUGCUAGAACUCGUCAGACCCUGUGAAGCAGAAGCCAUGGCUGAGCCUCCUGUUAUCAUAUGGGAGAGUGAAGUGAAGAACCUGUUGCAUUACAGAGACCUGAUCCCCCGUCUGGAGGACGCUCUGGGGAAGUUCUCCAGGCGGGACAGUGCUGAGGUCAUCCAGCCUGUUCGCACCGCCGUCCCUCUGCAGAAACACAACGGAUUCAUGGGGCUGAUGCCAACAUACAUGGAGAAUGAUGGGGUCCUGACAACUAAGUUUGUUUGUUUCUACAAGAGGGAGGGUGGCUCCUCUCUGCCAGCUGUUCAAGCCACUGUGGUGCUGCUGGAUCCAGAGUAUGGAAAUGUCAAGGCUGUCAUGGAUGGAGAGGUCAUCACAGCCACGAGGACCGCUGGAGUUUCUGCCAUCUCUGCUAAGCUGCUGAUGCGUCCUGGCGCAGAGAUUCUGGCCAUCCUGGGGACCGGCAAACAGGCCCUGAGCCAUUAUAACGUCUUCACCGAGAUGUUUUCAUUUAAAGAGGUGCGGGUGUGGAAUCGCACCAAAGAAGGAGUGGACAGGUUCCUCCGCUCAGUUGGAGGUGCUGUGAAGGGAUGCAGCUCCGUGGAGGAGGCGGUGACGGGGGCCGAUGUCAUCGUGACUGUAACUGGAUCCACUGAGCCGGUUCUUUAUGGUCAGUGGGUUAAACCAGGAGCACAUGUGGCAGCUGUGGGAGCUUGCCGGCCAGACUGGCGGGAGCUGGACGACGUGCUGAUGAAGGAGGCCGUGGUGUACGUGGACAGCAGGGAGGGGGCAAUGACCGAGUCCGGUGAUGUCAUCCUCUCCCGGGCAGAUGUGUUUGCAGAGCUUGGAGAUGUGAUCAACGGCACAAAAGCUGCUCACAGAGAGAAGACAACUGUCUUCAAGUCCCUUGGGAUGGGGGUUGAAGAUACAGUGUCUGCCAAGCUGGUAAUGGACCAAUGGACAGCCAAAGCCAAAAAACUGUGAGGCUGCCUCGUAAUAGUUUAUAGACUUCUCAGUUUUAUUUUUAUAUCACAAAGUGGUCGGGAUUGUGGCAAAUUUUAUGGCUCUGAUAUCAAAUCAUUCAAAACAGUUUUAAAACUUGCUAAGAUAGAUUUCAAUAUACAUCUGGCCGUUGAAACUUUUUGUGUAAUGCUGGGUCAGCUAACUGGAAUAUCUUUAGUAUUUCAGUGUUAAUGAGUGAAACGUCAUCUUGCUGGAAAUUCUUGAUGAAGUGUCAGACCAACCAAUGAUGCCAAGCUACGGGAUAAGACGGCUGAAAAAAGGACAUCUGUCACUUGCAGCCUCCCAAAUGGCAGAGUUUCUCUCUUUUUCAUUGUAAAAUGAGGUGUAAUGGCUUUUUAACUGUUGGUCAGAUAUGAAGUUUUUCCAAAGCACUUCAUUACUUUGGAAGUUGAUGAUUUAAAAGGAAACAAACAGUCUUUUUUUUUUACAAUUUCUUAAUUAUAGACAGAAGAUAUAGGACACAACUGAUUUUUUUCUUUCAAUUAAUUUAUUUGCUUUAAAAAAAUCUGCACAACACUAUGUGAAAUGAAACCACAUUUAGUAAGAAAGUAAAAGCAAGUGUACGUUUUCUCUGUGCCAUCAGAACACUGACGAUGUUGAGUUUGGAUUUAGUGGUUCUUCAGAGCACACUUGCUAGUUGAUCGUUGCUCAUUUAAAAAAAAAAAAAGAAAAAAAAAGAUGAGCAGUUAACUGAUGGACUUGUACAACAAAUGCAUUAAAAUGAGUUCCAACCUUCAAAUGUCACUGCACUGGCUCAUUAGACUUCAUAAAACACAGUAAUACACAGGGUCAAAAUGAAUGCUUACACACCUUUACGACAACUUGACCAUCACACGAUGAUCAAAAAGCCUUCAUAGCACUUUCUGAAGAAGAACUCACCAAAAAGUAGAAAUGCUAAACACAUCUUCAUGAAUAAAGAAUAAACGAGUGCAACAACGCCGGUUACACUGCACCUUCACACGUCAGUUAUAAAACACUGUGGUUUCACAGGACAGAAAGUGAUGUUGAUGGAUUAAUUUAGACUUUUGGGAACAACAUAUUGAGCUGUAAUUAUGCCAUCUCAGUGGCUUCUCAGAGUCCUGUUACUUCCAUUAAAGGCUAAACUUGUUAUUCCUGGACUGCAUGAUAUCUUUUAAAAAAAAAAAAAAAAAAGGUUAAUCAAAAGGGAGGUUUAGUGUUUGUCAGAGGGAAAGAAAGGUGUGAAAGUUGACUGAGUUUAAGCAGCAAUUCAGUUUGGUUGGAUGACACGUAAACAAAACGGCCCAUCAAUCAGCUGACAAGAAACUGACAGUGAAAAAAAAGUUAGUUCUUCUAAAAAUAAAUUUUGCCUAAAAUAAAUCUUCGUCAAGGCAGCAGGAAUCUCUUAGUGUUCAGGGGAAAGAUUGCAGUGCAGGAUCUCCUUUUAGAGUCAAAUCUACAAUAGUGUUAUGACAAAUUCAUGUUCAAGUAGAGUUUCUUCACCUUGCCAAUGGAAAAAAAAAAAAAAAAAAAAGAGACAUGAACGUUUAUCUUCCCCUCGUUCUCCUUAAUUAAACGAAGAUCCUAAAUCAAACCUCCCACCCUCCCAAUCCCCAAGGCCUUAGCAAAGAAAAAAAACCAACAAACAUUAUUCCUAUCACUCUGAAAGGACCAAACAGAUGUAAGAAACUAGAUAAUUAAAAAGAAAAAAGAAAACC